GAAAUUUGAAAUCCCACCCCACAGAGAGUCGUAAAAAUGGAGAAAUACACGAGCCUUGAAAUCAUCGACAACUCUCCCUCCCCCGUCUUCAUCCUCCGCCUAAACACCCCUCGCCGUAGUAAUGCCCUCUCAUCCCAAUUCUUUCAAGAAUUCCCAGCUGCCCUAUCCUCUCUCGACCAAAACCCUAACGUUGCCGUCAUCAUCUUAUCCGCCAAAGGCAAUAACUUCUGCGCCGGCUUCGAUCUCAAAGCCCUAGCCUCGCUUACCGCAGACAUCCACACUGGUUCAGACCCUGCUCGCUCUGCCGAAAGAUCCCGCCGCCACAUCAAGUUUAUGCAGGACGCCAUCAGUGCCAUCGAACACUGCCGGAAACCCGUCAUCGCCGCCGUACAAGGUGCUUGUAUUGGUGGAGGUGUUGAUAUGAUCACUGCCUGCGAUAUGAGGUUUUGCACGGAGGACGCCUACUUUUGCGUGAAGGAGGUUGAUUUGGCUAUCACAGCAGAUCUGGGAUCGCUCCAGAGGUUGCCGGGGAUUGUUGGGUAUGGUAACGCCAUGGACUUGGCUCUCACCGCACGCACUUUUUCUGGUUCGGAAGCAAAGGCGAUGGGACUUGUUUCCAAAACAUUUGGUUCCAAGGCAGAUAUGGAUGAAGGCGUUGGAGCUAUUGCGGAGGGGAUUGCUGCAAAAUCUGGAUUGGCGGUGAUAGGGACGAAAAGGGUGAUGAUAACAAGUAGAGAGAUGAGAUUGAAUGAAGGUUUGGAUUAUGUUGCUACUUGGAACUCUGCUCUGUUUUUAUCAAAUGAUUUAAAGGAGGUUGCAGCCGCACGCGCACAAAACAGAAAACCUUCCUUUUCCAAGCUCUGAUUCCUAUGUAUUUAUAUAUGUAUCUUGUUAUCUUACUAAGUCAUCGAAUGGGCUGCUUGUGUU
Cynara cardunculus var. scolymus (artichoke) is the source of this 927-nucleotide messenger RNA. RefSeq names its product delta(3,5)-Delta(2,4)-dienoyl-CoA isomerase, peroxisomal. Gene Ontology annotation, cellular component: peroxisome. Lineage: Eukaryota; Viridiplantae; Streptophyta; Magnoliopsida; Asterales; Asteraceae. The transcript is spliced from 2 exons. Bases 37 to 864 code for a protein of 275 amino acids. Gene Ontology annotation, molecular function: delta(3,5)-delta(2,4)-dienoyl-CoA isomerase activity. The record is from RefSeq and is a predicted model, not a curated record.